Messenger RNA from Globicephala melas (long-finned pilot whale), 5251 nucleotides. NCBI's taxonomy places the organism in Eukaryota, Metazoa, Chordata, Mammalia, Artiodactyla, Delphinidae. The record is from RefSeq and is a predicted model, not a curated record.
CCAGGCUCCUCGUUCCCCCCCACCCCCAUUCCAGCAGUGCAGCCUCCCAAGGGUUUUCUAAGAAUGCAGGUGGGAGGAGCGCUCUCUGGGCCCAACUGGCCUUUAUCUUCAGCCUUCCACCCCCAGCCUUCCUGGAUAUAUACUAUAGAAGGCUUUCUCACAUUUAAAAUGCUCAUUGGGUAUACUCCCCAGUGUGUGUUCUGAUGCUGAGCAGGAAAAACAGUAGGAAGAAUAAGGGACUAUACACCUCUGGUGUUCCUAAGAGAAGUUUAGGAGAAAGAUAAGGAUUUGGGAAUCAUUAGCAUUUUGGUGGACACCUCAUAGUCUGUAAUCUUCGCUUCUCAUCUAUAGUCUUCGGUGAAAUUCAUAUGCACCUUUUCUUUUUGUAUUAAUGGUUCCUAGCAAUCAACCAAGCUGAGUAAGGACGACAGAGGCUCCUCUAAGGAGCCCUCCGUUGUGGGCGGUGGCCGCGGUGUCUUAUGGGGAAUGUAGUCCGGAAAAGCUUCGACCGCCCUUUGGAAAACCUGGGAAGGACGGCCCGGCGGACUCUUCUGCGCAUGUGGGGCCUCGGCUUUCUACGUGGGCGCGUCUGCUUGUUCUCUAGGCUUUUCCCGCGGCGGGUCCUGCAGCCUACGGGGCGCGGCGUUCCGUGGUCACCUGGGCCUGGUGAACUGGGAGCGAAGCGGGUGCACCCACAAGUUAAAUGACUGGCGGGGAGCUCCGAGCCCUCGGGGGCUGGAGGGGAAGUGGCUGGGCGGAGCUGGCCUCGGUCCUCGGAGAGUGGAUGCGCGCUCUCCCCGCAUCCCUCUCCAGGGAGGCCCGGAGCCGGGUUUCCCAUGGUCCCGGAGAAGGGGAGCGAGGGCCGGGCUCCUGACCUGCAGGCCUCAUGGCGGGCGCUCCCUGCAGCCCUUCAUUGCCUGAAGAAGGUGCUCUGUGGAGGUGCAAGGUUUGUACAUCCAAAUGGCUAAAAUCUGAUCCCCAAAGUUCCGCUGAGGCGCUUGGAUCUGCAGCCUGCUGGGCUGGGUUGAAGAAUACUGGAGGACGUUAGGGAAGGGAAGGAAUAUUUAUAGAAACAAAUACGGUAAUCAUUAUAUUAGUUACUUUAUACUAAGCAUUUAUUAAAAGAAAGAUGUGAGCUUCAGUUGAAGAGAAUGGCCAGGGUGUAGAUAUGACUGGAAAAGAUUUCAGGGGGCUGGCGCUGGGGGGUGUUGUCUGCAGCGCUGCAUGAGGUUUUAAGAGCCUGAUGUUUGUGUUCAGACCAGGUGCUGCCACAGAACAGCACUGCAUCCCAGGGCAUGUUAUUUCAUCCUGUUUUCUCAUCUGUAAAAUGAGCCUAGGAAUAAUAUUUGCCCCAUAGGGUUGUUCUGAAGUAAAAAGUAAGCCCAGAAUAUAAUACACCCUCGACACGUAUCCCUUGCGAUCAGUGUUACAAAGAUUUUUAGAUAUCUCCCUCAGUCCUCCCAACCAGGCUGUGAAGUCGGCAUUACUGCCCCCUGUUGGAGCACAUUUUAAAACCUCAUUUACAGAGAGCUAAAGUGAUUUAUUCUCUGGUGACUGAGUUGAUUUUAAAAUGAAGUCUAUUUUACUCCCAGUCUCAUGAUCUUUGUAAUAUGCAUUCCCCUCUGCCUACACAUUGGGUUUUUUCUGGCAUGAUGACUUGCCUUCUGUGUGCCCUAGAAAGCAGUUAUACUGUGUAUUUUGAUAAUCAAACCAUUGGACCUAUUUUUCUUAGGUCACAAGGCGUAAUCGAGGCUUCUAGGCUCUUUCUGCCUCCUGCGGUAUUGUCUCACUUCUCAGCAGCCUUGAUUGGAUUUUAGGAAAGGUCCAGCUCACCAGGCACUUGAACCUUGGGACCCCAAGUGCAGAUUCCAGCUAAUGGAAAAGUGACUGCUACGCCCAGGUGGAAACAAAACCAUCCCAGUGAAGGAAAAAGCAGAAGGCGCCAAGGACAGAAAUCACACCUGGAAGAACAUGUUUCUGAAGUGAAAUCUCUCCCUAGGAUUUUAAGGCCAAGAGAGAAUUCCUGAAAGGAGCAUAUUCAAGAGUUACUGGACCAGGGGCUUCCCUGCUGGCGCAGUGGUUGGGAGUCCGCCUGCCGAUGCAGGGGAUGCGGGUUUGUGCCCCCGUCCGGGAGGAUCCCACAUGCCGCAGAGCAGCUGGGCCCGUGAGCCAUGGCCGCUGAGCCUGCGCGUCCGGAGCCUGUGCUCCGCAACAGGAGAGGCCACAACAGUGAGAGGCCCGCGUACCGCAAAAAAAAAAAAAAGUUACUGGACCAGAAUUUUCCUCUCCAGGGUGAGCAGAAUCUGGGUGAUCAUGCUAUAUUCAAAGACCAUUGAUUAUUGUGACUCAGCAAAGCCUCGGUUCAACUUUCAGAAGAAAGAUAGGUUGGUUUCAUUCAAGGACCUGACUGCGGACUUCACCCAGGAGGAGUGGCGGCACCUGGACCAUGCUCAGAGGCUCCUGUAGAGGGAUGUGAUGCUGGAGAACAACCGCAUCUCAGUGGAGUAUCAACGUUAGCAAACCAGAUGUGAUCUUCAGACUGGAGCAAAGAGAAGAACCAUGGACAGUAGAGGAAUUCUCAAGUCAGAACUACUCAGGAAGGGGACGCUGAGACUUAUGGGAAACGGAGUCCCGAAUUUGAUGGAUUACCGGGAGGAGAGCGCAGGGAACUGGCCCCUCACGGCUCCUUCUGCGCAUGUGCAUUUCUCCUCAUUGUUCGCCCGCUCCCUGGUCUCCAGCUUCGCGCGGCAGAUAAUUCCGGAGCCUUCGGGUCUACGCGUUGCUCAGUGAGGGGUCCUGCACGAAGGAUGUGCGCUACAGCUCUGCCUUCACAGUUCUCUGAACUUUUCCAGGAGCAGGAGAAAAUGAACACAACCCAGAUCAUUGUUUUCCCUCCAGCAUCUGGACCCUUUGCUGUUUUCUGUAUGAAGAGAAAGGGAUCGGUGUUGUUCGAGGAUGUAUCAUUGGACUUCACCCAGAAGGAGUGGCAGUUGCUGGACCGUGCUCAGAGGCUCCUGUACAGGGAUGUGAUGCUGGAGAACUACGGGCACCUGGUGUCCCUGGGUCACUGUGUUUCCAAACCUGAGCUGAUACUCAAGUUGGAACAAGAAGAAGAACCGUGGAUAUUAAAGGGACAACUCCCAAGUGAGAGCCACCCAGUCCAAAGAACCAAUAACAUGGAAGAGAUAAACCAAGAAAAUGAAGACAAGUAUUUGAGGCAAGGUUUAUUCAUCAACAACAAAACAUUGACUGAGGAUAGAAAUAAGACCUUCAGAGAAACACUUAAUAUGACCACAAAUCCAGUGCCCUCAAAAAAAAUAUCCCAUCAAUGUGACCCAUUUGUAACAAACUUGAAAAGUGUUUUUGAAUUAGUUAUUAGUAAUAGAAGCAGUGUGAGAAAAAUAUCUAAUGAUUUCAAUGGAUGUGGAUUCCUUACUACUGUGAAUGAGAAAACCCAUACAGGGAACAAGCCCAGUGAAAAUGAUCAAAAGAGGAAAUCCCACAGACAAAUUGAGGACUUUAUUCAGUGUCAGAAGAAUUCAGCUUUGGAGCAAUGUCUUGAAUAUAAUCAUUGUGAGAAAGCUUUUCACAGAAAAACAGUCUUUGUUGCAUGUAAGAGAGCUCAUACAAGAGAGAAACCCUCUGAAGGUAACAAAUAUGGACAAGCCUUCCUCCAAAAGUUAAAGCUUGGUGCUUGUCCAAGAACUCUUAAGGAAAGGAAACCACACGAAUCCAGUAAAAAUAGGAAAUCCUCAUGCUUGAAGUCAAAACGUGCACAUCAGAGAGCUCACUGUGAAUGUAACAAAUUGGGGAAAUCUUUUAGCGAGAAGUCGAACCUUACUCAACAUCAGAGAAUGCACACAGGAGGAAAACCUGAUGAGUAUAACAGAAGUGAGGAAGCCUUGCAGAAGUCAUCCCACACUCAAAAUGAACGAACUGAUACAGAAGAGAAAAUCUAUGACUGUAACCAGUGUGGGAAAUCCUUCCACAAAAAGCCACACCUGACUCAACAUCUGAGAACUCACACAACGGAAAAACCCAGUAAGUGUAAUGAUAGUGAGAAAGCUGUGAAAAAGGAGUCCUGCCUCGCUCUAAAGCAGAGAAUUAACACGAGCAAGAAAAGCUUUAAAGGUAGUAAGUGUGAGAAAUCCUCCCACAAGACGUUGAAACUCAGUCAACAUCAGAGAAUGUGCUUGGGGGAACCAAAUAAUGAGUGUAGUGAAAGUGGGAGGGUCUUAAAUAAGAAAUCACACCUCACUCAAAAUCAGAGGGCUCACAAAGGGAAGAAAACCUGUGACUGUAAUAAAUGUGGGGACAGCUUCCCUAAGAAAACAGACCUUUCUCAACAUCAGAGUGUGCACACAGGAAAAAAGCCCUAUGAAUGUAGUGAAUGUGGGAAGUCCUUUUUUGUAAAGUCCAACCUCACUGAGCAUCAGAGAACUCACACAGGAGAAAAACCCUACAAAUGUCGUGAAUGUGGAAAAUCCUUCUGUCAGAAGUCAGCCCUCACCGUACAUCAGAGAACUCACACGGGAGAGAAACCCUAUAAAUGUAAUGAAUGUGGGAAAACCUUCUGUGUUAAGUCAAACCUUACUCAACAUCAAAGGACCCACACAGGAGAGAAACCCUAUAAGUGUAAUGAAUGCUGGAAAUCUUUCUGCGUGAAAUCCAACCUCAUUGUACAUCAGAGAACUCAUACAGGAGAGAAACCCUACAGAUGUCCCGAAUGUGGGAAAACCUUCUAUGAAAAGUCAGCCCUCACAAAACAUCAGAGAAUUCACACAGGGGAAAAACCCUAUGAAUGUAAUGAAUGUAGAAAAACCUUCAGCCAGAGGUCAGCCCUCACCAAACAUCAAAGAAAAAAACAUAAGAAGAAAACUCCCACCAACACUCUCCACGUGCAGAAGCCAUCCUCUGCAGUUCAUAGCCAUUGAACAUCAGCAAAAUCAUAGGACAGAACCGCUUAGAUGUCAACACAUGUAGGGAAGUCUUUAUCAACAGGUUAGAGCUAAUUGGAAUUACAGAAGUAACAUAGGAGCGAAAUAGGAGCUCUCUAUGUAUGCUUUGAUUGUGUGAAAGCUCUCAAGAACUAUUCAAAAAUAUGGAGGGCAAAUGUAUUAUUUUAAGGGAUAUGGAUAAAAAUGUUCUUGUGGGAAAAUGUUCUUGUGGAAAUAGAAGUCGUAUUUCAGAUGUGAUACCAAACUUGUUACAAAAAAAGAUAAUAAAAUAUUCAGUUCUUAAUAGAAUGUGA